Molecule: messenger RNA, 5636 nt
Organism: Agrilus planipennis (emerald ash borer)
Lineage: Eukaryota; Metazoa; Arthropoda; Insecta; Coleoptera; Buprestidae
Gene: chico
Product: insulin receptor substrate 1
Exons: 3
Coding region: 59-2989 (976 amino acids)
Biological process (GO): insulin receptor signaling pathway
Cellular component (GO): cytosol; plasma membrane
Molecular function (GO): insulin receptor binding; phosphatidylinositol 3-kinase binding
Source: RefSeq, a predicted model, not a curated record
AUUGUUAUAAUUGUUAUAUCCAUAAGUCGUUAUAUUAUAAAUUUUAUAUUUGUUCCAGAUGGGACGCUCGAGUAGCAUUGGAGCCGGUGAAUUGUGGAUGGAAACGGAAGACGCAAAUAUAGCCCAAAAUAUCCAUCAGACAGUUUACCACUCUAUGACUACCAGUAGCAACAGCAAGGAGGAACUUGGGCCUAAAAGCCGUAACAGGUCUAGUUCUGCCACAGAAUCGUCUAAAUCAAUAACUAGAAGGCAGACAACACCUGGAUCUAUAAAACACCAUAAUAUCCCCAGUUCUAAUGCUGGAGGAAUACGUGAACGUUGUGAUAGCAUGCCCUCUAGGCCUCGCACAUCAAGCGAAGGGAAUCAUCAAGUAUACCCUUGGCCUCAGCAGAGACCAUACCAUGGCCCUCAUCGUCCGCAAUCAUUCUAUGGUCGCGAUAUUUCGUACAGUCCACCGGCAGGAAGUCCUCUUAGUCCACCUUCUGGUGCAUGUUCCACUGAUUCGGCUGGUUCCUCGUUAAGUAUUGACGACACCGAACACUUUCCCGAAAUAGAUGGAAUUUGUAGCCGAUAUGGUCAUUCGGUUACUCCAGACGAAGCUAUUGCGGAAGAAGAUUGCGUCGAGUGUUCGUAUGGCAUGCAGAGGUCAAGUCCGAGCGGCUAUGUUCCCAUGGCUCCCAUAAGUUCCGACGAUGGAUACGUUGAUAUGAGUCCGAAGGGAAGAAAUAAUAGAACAUCCCCUUCAGAAAGCAUGAGCAGCAUAACUUCUGGAACUCCUUCAACAGACAUGAGGUUUAUCGAGUAUCCUCUCGAAAAAGUGAGCGCUUAUUUCACCCCAUCUGAAGAGGAGACUAGCUCAGUGGAUAGACCUAUGCGAACGUAUUCGGUUGGUUCGCGACUAGAAGUGAGGAAGAAGACUGCUGGAGAGAUUGGGAGCAUUCCCGACUCCCGUGUACGCGCAUUUAGCGUGGGAUCAAAAACCAAGAAGACUUACAACAGAGUACUUCCUCCUCAUGGACACCACAUUCACCCCAAACCAAAAUCUUCGAGUGCUCCGUUGUUAUCUAACUCGAGACUUCACAAUGGAGACGACCCAAUGGAUGAUCUGAUGGAAAUGGAUUUCUCUAAGCCGAGUAAGAAUGCUUACGUUGACAUGUCUGCCGGUAGUACAAAUAAGGCUACUCCAGAAGGUUAUGUCGAAAUGAAACCUGCCUUGCCGGAUGGUUUACGACUACAUGAAAACUUACGACCACCUGACGAGUCGCCUUAUGUCGAUAUGCAAACAGGUUCAUCUCCGCCUAGAUUGCUAUCAAACAACGAUUACACGCAUAUGUCUGCGUCAUCUACUAAUGCCAAAUCGGCGAAUGAAGAGUAUGUUGAUAUGGAUCCAAGGAAAAAUAAUAAGCAUGUCCUUGCGCAGACUGAUUUGCGACCGUCAUUUUCUUGGUCUCAGUCGGAUUAUAUGGAGAUGAAUUUCCAAAAUAAGCCAAGACCAUUCUUCAGUGGAUCACCGAAAAAUCUCAGUGGUUCUCCUUCGAGUUCUAGCGGUCUUUCGAUGGACAUGGGUUUCCAUAAUUGUCCUCAUACAAGAUCCGAAUCUAAACCAUCUCCAAUGAACACUGAUGGUUACGUUGAAAUGUCAAUCGGCAAACAAAACGCUCAUCAACGGCAAUCUAGUCUAGACAGUGCCAAAGUUACAUUAGACAAUGGAGAUUACAGUGACAUGUCUGGUUCGUCAAAAAGGAAAGAGAAAAGGGGCAGUAAAAAAGAGAGCAAAAAAUCGCAACCUAUCUCUAUUCAACCUUCAACUGCAUCGUCUCAGUAUCAGUAUCCUAAAAAUUCGAGUUCCAUCAGUCCGGUUUACUCUUCCCUUCAUAUCGGAAGGAAGCAUUCAACCGGCACUCCACCAAAAAUGCACCUUCCUUUGUUCAGUAGCAGCUCAGGGUCAUAUCCCAGUCUUCCAAGACAACGGGUAAAAAAGAAUAAUCAUAAGGACUCGAAAGAUAGUUCAAGUUCCAGUCUCACUACACCUUCAAGUUCCUCAACUAUAUUUCCCAUUAGCCUCAACAGUCCCAGCUCUCCCAUUAAACCAUACUCUUCAACAAGAACACCUGAAACUCAAGGAAUUAUCAAACUUCCAAGCGCUAUAAUAAAUAUCAAAUACAAUCCCGUCUCUAAAGGAGCAUUUUGUUCCAAAGAUGACUACACUAUUAUGGACUUUGAAAAAUGUCGAACGAAUAACUCUAAUUCUAAGGAGUCGGAUUAUGUAAACUAUAAUCCAGCUCAAAAUUCCAAAGAAAAGGAACGACCAAUGAGUGAUAACGUAUCAAAUUACGCUGUUAUGAAGCCGGGGGCAUCUGAAAUCUCACAGCAAAACGACAGGAAGGUCGUUACCAAAUUAUCUAGUCCUUCUUCCUUAACCCCUCAAAUAUCUUCAUUAGACUUGAGCAUGACGGGAAAUCGAUGUUUUCGCCCAAUAACAGAGCCCAGGGAUGAAAGCAAUGUGGAGUCCGUUUCUCCUAAGCCUGGAGACGUAGCUCCACUAAAACCCCCAGAAAAUAUGGGAAUCUCAAGUUCGACAACCCCCAGAAAUUCCCGACCCAACUCUGUUAUAGAAAAUGAUCGAGCAUUUUCUGUAAUCGAUGACAAGUCCAGACCGAAUUCAAGACCCAGUUCAACGUCGAGUGAAACCGGAUCUACAACCUCGACUCUUGUUGGUUCUAGGCCGCCGUCAGUUAGCAGUUCUGAUCAAAUUCGGACAUCACUUGAUGGCCAGUUACAUUAUGCCACUCUGGACUUGGUUACCGCCCCCGAUGACGAAAGUGGGUGUUCUAGUCCGCGAUUUCUCAAAAAUCAUGCCUUCAGUGAAACAAGUUGCGGCAAUGUUGUCGCAGAUGGAAGCGGUUUCUUGUAUGCAGAGAUCGACUUUGUCAAGAGUGAGGGACUGAAACAGAACAACCUGCCUACGAAUGCAAAAGUGAAACAUUGACUGACACCCCACCUCGGUUAUAGGUAAUGAUGUAGCGUUAGGUAAUAUUCUGUAUCCGGACUACCCAUUACAUGUACCACGUUUACGCGAUAUAAAACGCAAGAGCGCAUAUCUUCUAGAAUGGAUUUACUCAAGAUUUAAUAUUAUGUUGUUAACUAUAUAAUAGUCGAGCUAGUAAAAUUUCUGUUGUUGCGCAGAUGUAGUCCGUUUUGUUAGGUAAAAGUAUAUAAUGUUAAUAUAAUAAUCAGUUAGGAUGAUCGAUUGUCGGAUCGAUACUUCCCCUGCAAACGUUACAUAUCACUCAUCUUUUAAGUUCGUAGUACUUUUGUAUAACAGAUGGCGUAACGCAAAAGCUUCUUAGACGCAGGGGAAUUUGUCGCGUCACGUCGAAUAAAGUGGACGUUAUUUUGUGCGAGGUGGUGUAAUCUUUUCGAUUUCGUAAUUUUUUGUAAUUUGUUAUUAACAAUAUUGCUACAAAUGUGUAUCUUACUGUUAAAAAAAAACGAAAGCCACCUCGAUUACUUUUAGUAAAUUCUACUAUUAGUUAAUUUAAAAGGGACAAAAUUUUGCUUACGUUAUAAAGUAAAGGAAAUUAUGUAACCCCAGUAGGCUUGAAAGAAACAAAGCACUCUUCUAUUUCAUUCGAAGAAUCCUAAACGUAGAGAAAUAGAAGGGCCCUAGAUAAUUAAGUCGUAUGAAUGUAUAACGAACAUUGUAAAACAUAGUUGUCGUGACUUUAUUGUUUAUUUUUAUCGUUGACUUGAUUCAGACUGAAUGCAUGUGGUUUUUUAUCGUAGCAUAUAUCCAUAGGAUUUUACAUCACUACUUACUAUAAAAUUUAUUACUACGAUUAAAAUUACUACCUUAAUCUUCUUAUAAGUGUUACUGCUACUACUACUACUACUACUACUAUUACUACAAUUACAGUGUAUUUAUCUGCCUUGCAUACUAUUAUUUAUUUUAAUAUAGUGCGUAGGAUUCGUGAAAACUUUAAGACGGAAGUAUUGUAACAGAAAUACUUUGUAAACUCACCGUUUCCUCGACAGAAAGGGGACAUAAUAUAUUAGCGAUCAUUUUCCUAUUUAUUUUAGUCUUAGGUGCCUGAAUGAUAAGUACUUAAACAAUUUCGUUGCAGUUGCGUUGCAACAAUAACAUAUUUUGAGAUGUGAAUGAGUUUAUAAAGUAUUUUAUUUUUCCUAACAUUGCGAUACAGGUGUACCUUAUAUCAAAUGAAAAUCAUAUUACAUUAACAGCCAAGACAUAAUUCUUUUAUGUAGUAAGUCAGUUUAUAUGCAAAAAAAAACACCAACUACUUACUACUAAUCGAUCAUCCCUUUCACUCCUUUGAGUAGCGCUCUACCUAAACGUAACGUUCAACCCUUAAAUAUACAGUAACAUUUUUCUAAUACAGAUGGCGCCAAAAUAAACUACGAACAAGUAUUUCCUUUUUUUUUGCAUUUUAUUAAUUUCAUUCAUUUAUUGAUUGCUAAAUUUGUUCGGCUUUCUUCAAAAAUUAAUUUCUUUUAAAAAAAUUGUCUUUUCGUCUCCUAUAAUAAUUAAAUUUAAUAUGUUAUAAUAAUAUAUUCUGAUGGACAGAAUUGACUAAAUAUGUCUUGAUUGUUUUAAGUCCUUAGAUAUGUAGGAAUUACAAUCUAUAUCAGGGUGUUUAAAAUACAAGUUCCUAUAAUUUUUAGACAGAGUUGUAAAAGUAUCUAUGAAUGUAUUUUUAAAGUAUUUAUCACUACUAUUUUUUUCUAACAGUUCUAAGGUGUCACCUGUAUCAUUGUGGUCAUUUUGUUAUUUUAAAUUUCCAAAUGGUUUUCUAUAAUUGUAAUGUCUCGGAUUAUUUUGAAACAACUGAAAUAUGAUAUCUACAAAUGCAACACUUGGCAUUUUUGAGACAAGUCGAAAUCACAUAGGUUGAAUUUAUUUGCAUUUGCUACUAAAUACAAAGGUCUGGCAAUUUGAUUUUUAUACAAGUAAAAUAUUAAUAUGUAUUUACAUUCCAUGUUCCAAUUUAUUUCUUAUUUUUUCCCUUUUAAUUGCAUAUUUCAACCUGUUUGUGAUUCGCUUGUAUCAGGAAUAUCGAUAAGUAGUUCGAUAAGAAAAACAAUAUUUUGGAUCCCUUGUACUGAGAAAAAAAAAACGUUAUAUUUUUGGUAGAGAAUCAGAUUAUAAAAGUAUUUUCACAUUAGGCAGAUUUCAGAUAUGUGCCUAGUCAGUCAGUCUCAAUAGUUUCUGUUUUACAUUGUGCCUUUUUUAUAAAGUAAAAAUAUACGAAACGAGAAUGUUUGAAAAAAUUUUCCGGCCUAAAAAACGUUUCAAAUGCAUUUCGAUAUCUACUACAUACUUAUAUGUGAAAACCUCAUUGUAAAAGAGGAACGUUGUUUUUGUGUCUCAAAAUUAGCAAAGCUUUCAACAAUUGUAGUCGAUAUAUUGAUGAUUACUCAUUGUGAAACGCAAGUUCAUUAGUUUAAAUGAUGCAGUUUCAUCAUAGUUAAUUCCCAUGCAUGCGUCAUAGGAAAUAUUUAGAUCAUUUUUCUGUAAAGUUUCUAUUUAUGCAGUUUGUGCUUUAAGUAAAUGUAUAUAAUUGUACUAGUUUCCAUUAAUAUCUAAACUGCCAUUAAAGUUGUGAGAAAUACAUGUA